Rhineura floridana is the source of this 3364-nucleotide messenger RNA. It is a transcript of the gene POFUT3, whose product is annotated as fucosyltransferase 10. Gene Ontology annotation, molecular function: alpha-(1->3)-fucosyltransferase activity. Bases 754 to 2193 code for a protein of 479 amino acids. The transcript is spliced from 5 exons. Lineage: Eukaryota; Metazoa; Chordata; Lepidosauria; Squamata; Rhineuridae. The record is from RefSeq and is a predicted model, not a curated record. Gene Ontology annotation, cellular component: Golgi membrane.
GCAGGACAUUCUCAAAUUGGCAACUCGCUUUAGCAUAAUGCAGCAAACAGUCCGUCCUUCAAGGCUAGAACUGCAACCGCUGGCUUCUUUAAGGCGCCCUUUCAAACGAGAAGCCCGAAGCCAUCCCCCCCCCCCAAAAAAACUAGGCUGCUGCUGCUGCUGUUUAAUUUAUUUAAUUUGAUAUCGUUGUUUUUCUUGCUUGGCACUGUCAAGAAGAGAUGUCUUCACUAAAAUGACGCGCCUAUUAGCGUAAUUAGACUAACUUUCCUUUACCAAAUCGAGAGAGAGACACACACCCUCGGUAAUUCCGGGCUCCUGUUCGGCUUUCCCAAAGCGGGAUCCUACGUGAAACCUGGAAAGUGGACAUUCAUGAACUGGAUUUCCCAGACGCUUCACCAAAUGGACGGUUUUGGUACAGUAGCUCCAUCCUCCUCCUCAGGUUUUACCGUAAUCCUGCGGGAGGGGGGAGUACAAACUGAAAGUAAAAACAGCCUAGCAACCACAAGAGAGAAGAGCAGUUGUCUGAGCAGAUGCCUUUACUUCCAAGAAAUCCUUGGUUCCAGAAGCUGCAUGAUAGAAGAUCAGAAAUACACCCAAUUUUUGAUCGCUGCCCUUGAUGGUAACUCUUCCCCCAUCAUUGUUGGCAAUGGAGAAGGACCAGAACCUACAGGGAAACAGCAGUAAGAUCAUUUCUGGAGUACGUUAAAUAAUCCCGAAGAAAUCACGUGUGCAUUAUAUGCCUGAAUGUAAAGCAUGAAUGCAGUGCGGAAGAAGAGAUUUUGGGCAUCCUGCUUCUGCUUUAUGGCCAUCUUUUUUCUUCUUGUCACACUCCAGGUGGUUGUAGAACUUGGAAAGUCUGAAAGGAUGAUGAUGUCAAAAAACUCAAUUUCAUACAAUAGUGCCUUGAAAGAGGAAGGAUGGCAGAAGUACACCUCUCUGUUUGUAAAGAAACCAGAACUUCACAGCAACACAAAGAUCAUUUUGAGCAAAGGCAGAUAUCCCAUUUUGCUGUGGUGGUCUCCACUGACUGGAGAAACUGGACGGCUGGGUCAGUGCGGAGAAGAUGCUUGCUUCUUCACAAUCAACAGGACUUAUCAGCACAACUCUAUGACAAAAGCGUUUCUGUUCUAUGGCACUGACUUCAGCAUAGAUGGCUUACCUCUCCCCCGUAAAGACCACCAUGACUGGGCUCUUUUCCACGAGGAAUCGCCCAAAAACAAUUACAAGCUCUUCCAGAGACCUGCUAUCACUCUAUUCAACCACACAGCAACUUUCAGCCGUCACUCACACCUACCGCUCACCACACAGUAUCUUGAAAGUAUUGAGGCCUUAAAGUCCCAGGGGUACAUGAUUUCUGUGCAAAACAAGAACAGCCUGAGAAAGAGGCUUGCACCACUCGUCUAUGUACAAUCCGACUGCGAUCCUCCCUCUGACCGGGACAGCUACAUAAAGGAGCUGAUGGCACACAUUGAGGUGGACUCCUAUGGUGCCUGCUUGCAUAACAGAGAUCUGCCAGAGCAGCUUGGAAAUCCAGCUUCCAUGGACAGCGAUAACUUCUACAAGAUCCUCACCCAGUACAAAUUUGUCCUUGCUUUUGAGAAUGCAGUCUGUGAAGAUUACAUCACUGAAAAGCUUUGGAGGCCACUGAAGCUGGGUGUGGUACCAGUUUAUUACGGCUCUCCCAGUGUUGAAGAUUGGCUUCCCAGCAAUAAGAGUGCCAUUCUAGUCACAAGAUUCUCCCACCCCAAGGAUCUGGCACAAUACAUCAAAGCUUUGGAUGCAGAUGACAAGAAAUAUGAGGCCUACCUUGAAUGGAAGCUGAAAGGGGACAUCUCCAACAAAUAUCUGCUUGCUGUUAUCAAGGAACGCACAUGGGGAGUGCAAGAUAUCAUGAAGGACAAUUACAUAGAUGCCUUUGAGUGCAUGGUGUGUACUAGAGUAUGGGAAAAUAUGAGAAGACAAGCAAAGGGAAUGUUACCAAGAAGGUGGAAUGCAGAAGCUAGCCACUUGAGUUGCCCCAAACCUCAAGCGUUUGAUUUUUCAUCUCUGAAUACACACAGAAUGGCUCUGCAGGAGAUGUGGAUACCGAGCUUCGAACAGUCCAAGAGAGAAGCUCAUGUGCUGAGGCAGCUGGUAGAAAGGAACAGAAAUUUCACAGCUCGGGAGUUUUGGACUCUGGUGUUUAGAGAAUGAUUUUAGAAGAAGACAAUGGGUCCUUGCCUUAAGCCGGGGGGGGGGGAACAAACAAACUUAAAAAAUGUUCUAUAAAAAAGCCUUUAUCAAAAGCUGUUUAUAGGAUGCCUUAAUAAGAGAGGAAGCCAUUUUAACAACUGAACAUGCAGUGAGAAAAUACAGUAUUCAGUGAAUACUAAUCAAGAAGAUGAAUGACCCAGUUGGGUCAUCUUACAAUAUAUAUAUAUUUUAUACUAACAUUUAGCAUAAAUUAUUAAUAUAAAUUAUUAGUGUAAUUAACAUUUAAACGUUAACAACAAAAUGUAGUAGUUGUUGCCUUUCUUUGGGUCUCUGUGUGCGUACUUCUGCUCCACAGUUGCUUCCAGGCUGGGGUGAAAUAUGUGUCAAGCCUUCCACCCAAGUGGUUCAGCUUCCUGGCAUCUCUCGAGCAGAAUACCCAAGGGAUUGGGCAUUGCUGCUCAUGUCAUCGAUGUACACUUGCUGGGAAGCCAAGCCACAUGGGAAGAAGGACUUCUUCAUAAGUGAAUUGCAGAGCACAUUAGGGGCAACUGGAGGGGCAGUAUGCCAAGCGCACUGAAAAAAGGAUAAAGAAAAGGUGGCCUUAGGGAGAAUGUCUCACCCAAGCAUGGGAGAGCCAGUUCAUGUGUGGUUAGAGCUGUUUUCUUGUGACUGGAUUCCAUGCCACUCUGACCAGUUCUAUGAAGAGCCACCUUGUGGUCUGAAUGAAUUAACAACCUUGUUUAUUUUCCUUUCUGGCUUGGCCAGGGUGGUGGUGAAGAAGGAAGAGGGAAGGUACCCUGGGGUGGGAAAGAACACCACAGUUCCAUUGAUCCACAGUUCUUACCAGAUAUGAUCUAUCUAGAAGUAUUGUAAACAGCUGUGGCAAGGCGGCAUCUACACGCGCUGAUAAUGUCUGAAGGACUCCCUCAAGGAGGAAGAGCUGACCAUACAGAGGCUCAUGGAAGUAGGAAUGAUGUUUCCUGACAGGGCUCUUAGACCAUUAAGGCCUGCACAAUGUCAUGAUCUGGGGCUUGAACUGGGUAUCUUAAGAUCUGAGCUACUUGGGACUGGGAGGACUGGGGCCCCAGAGUCCUCUUCAGGCACAGAAGAGGUGUGCAAUACAGGCCAUGCUUGAUGAGUCAUCUUGGUCAGUUUAGGUAUAAAUACAAGA